This is a messenger RNA of Manihot esculenta (cassava), 1330 nucleotides long. RefSeq names its product zinc finger protein CONSTANS-LIKE 4. Gene Ontology annotation, biological process: regulation of photoperiodism, flowering; regulation of flower development. The transcript is spliced from 2 exons. Gene Ontology annotation, cellular component: nucleus. NCBI's taxonomy places the organism in Eukaryota, Viridiplantae, Streptophyta, Magnoliopsida, Malpighiales, Euphorbiaceae. Bases 102 to 1085 code for a protein of 327 amino acids. Gene Ontology annotation, molecular function: protein binding; zinc ion binding. The record is from RefSeq and is a predicted model, not a curated record.
ACUCUCAUAACUUCUCUCUUCUCCUCUCGCCACAGUACACGCAAAAAUAUACAAACCAGAAGAUAACUGUGCCAGACGGCCUGCUUCCAUCCUUGCAUCUAAUGGCUUCCAAGCUCUGUGAUUCUUGCAAAUCGGCAACGGCGACUCUCUUCUGCCGCGCUGACUCAGCAUUUCUCUGUAUCAACUGUGACUCUAACGUUCAUGCCGCCAACAAGCUUGCUUCACGGCACGCGCGUGUGUGGGUUUGUGAGGUAUGUGAGCAAGCACCAGCUCAUGUAACCUGCAAGGCCGAUGCUGCAGCCCUCUGCGUCACGUGUGACCGUGACAUUCACUCCGCUAAUCCACUGGCUCGCCGACACGAGCGAGUUCCUGUGACGCCGUUCUACGAGUUAGUUGGCUCGGAUCCUGCCGUUAAGCCUAACAUAAACUUCCUUGACGACAGUUACUUCUCCGACGUGGAUGGAGACGCCGUUGUCAGCAGGGAGGAAGUAGAGGCAGCCUCGUGGCUUCUUCCAAAUCAUCCCAACCCGAAGAUGAUGGAGAGUCCAGAUCUGAAUACAAAUCACUACGUGUUCUCGGAUAUGGAACCAUAUCUGGAUCUGGACUACGGUCCGUCACCGUCGGUGUAUCCGAAACUCGAAGCAUAUGAGCAGAACGACUCCACCACGGACGGUGUUGUGCCUGUGCAAAGCAAGAGCGUUCAAGCUCCAUUAGUGAAUGAUCAUUACUUUGGGCUCGACUUCACUGCAUCCAAACCGUUAGCCUACGGUUACAACACCCAGUCAGGGUGCCCAAGUCAUAUUGUAUCAUCCUCAUAUCUGGACGUUGGGGUAGUGCCGGAUGGCGGCAACAUGAUGGAGUCAACAAAUCAAAAGGUUCAGCUGUCUGCAGUGGAUAGGGAAGCAAGGGUGUUAAGAUACAAAGAAAAGAGAAAGAAUCGGAAGUUCGAGAAGACGAUUAGAUACGCAUCGCGAAAAGCUUACGCUGAGAUGAGACCCAGAAUCAAAGGAAGAUUCACGAAACGAUCUAAUAGUGAAGUUGAUCGAAGUAGUAUCUACGAAUUCGGCGUCGUUCCGUCCUUCUAAAAGUCGUUUUGUUUUUUUUAUUUUUCCAAUUUUUAUUUUACUUCCUCCACAGUUGCUGUGGUUUUAAGCUAGGUACAUAAAGUAGGUGAAGGUGUCUGAUAAAUGGAUUGUCGCCCGUUGAUUUUAUAGAAGUUUUAUUGAGUAGUGAGUUUUGUUUGGUUUAGUUUUCCUGGAAAAUAUAUGUAAUUUCCCUCGCUAAAUAUUUUUAAAGAUAUUUUAAAAGGUAGAACAAAUUUUGAUUUUUA